GUUCUGUGCAUGUACAAAUUAUUUGUUCAUUUUGUUGUUUAAGCUGUUAUGGUUAUUCUUGUUUGUUUAUAAACAAACAAUUUAAAUUAAUCAUUUCCAUUGAUUUUAACCUGAUUUGACUAUUUCUGUUGAGGUUUUAUCAAUCUAGAAACAAAAACAAUGCUAUAGGACAAUUUAAAAGUUUUCAAUAUGAUUGAAAUUAAUCUUUUGAAGCCGGAUACGUUUUUCGUGGAAACAGGAUCAACGCGAAUGCGAAACAGAUUAAACCAAGAGUGUUGACUAGCACAGGUUUUUGUGACCUUAUACGGCAGUCUUAGGAGCAUUGGCUAACAUGUUAAAAGGCAGAUGUAACGAGUGUAUAAAAUGAACGGAGUGGGAAAUGUUUUGUUUUGAAUUACUACGUUAAAAACAAGUUUCGGACAUUCUUUGGAUUUGCUUAAGAAACGUGGAUUUAAAACAAUGACGGACUUUACAAUGAACUAGUGUAGAUACCGCUAGUGAUCACUCGAUCACAGACUCACUCGAUCACAGACUCUGACUAAGCUGGUGAUCACGCGAUCACGGACACUGACCAGGACAGAGUGUAUUAUGAAGAUGGAUAAGGGAGUCAAACCCGAAAAGGGAGAGAAGGUUGAAAAGAGUGAGCAAUCAAACAAUCCGGAGAAAAUCACAGAUAAAAAGGAAAACACUGAGAAAAAUGAAAAAUCCGAAAAAGCUUCUGACAAAAGGGAUAAGAACGACAAAGGUGACAAAAGUGAGAAGAUCGAAAAAGGUCUGGAUAAGAAAGAAAAGAAUGAAAAAAUAGAGAAAGUGGAUAAAUUAGAAAAUGGGGUGGUGAAUGGUGUAAAUGGCGAUGUGGCUUCCGAGGACGGAGAGGGGGUGGAGGCAGAGGACGAAUUACGAGAUGAAGAGAGAGAAAAACUCCUGAGGGUUUUAGUGGGAGAACUGGAGGACCUUCCACCCUUAGGAUCUAAGAUUGUGAGAAUCUUCACUAGCUCAACUUUUACAGACACCACAUUGGAGAGAAAUGCAUUGAUGGAGAAGGUAUAUCCGAAGUUGAAGAACAAUCUCAGAGAAAAAUACGGUCUCGAAUUCCAGGUUGUAGACAUGAGGUGGGGUGUUCGGGACGAGGCUACAGAUGAUCACAUGACGACAACUCUGUGUAUGCAGGAAAUCGACAACUGUCAGAGACUGUCAAUCGGACCAAAUUUUAUUGUGUUUCUGGGUCAGAAAUACGGUUACCGACCUAUACCCACACAUAUAGACGCGGGAGAAUUCAACAUGCUGCGGGAUUGCACCCAGGGUGAACCGGAAGAGCUAGAGUUAAUGGAUUUAUGGUACAGGCGCGACGAUAAUACGGUACCAGCCGUGUACAUUCUCCAGCCAAUCAGCUCGAUUCUUACAAAUUUCAACAACAAGCGUCAAAAGCGACUAAUGGAAUCAGACCAGGCCACAUGGUGGGACACAUUGGGUAGACUACAGCGGAUAUUGAGGAAAGCCGCACAAGUUUUGUUCAUUGCAAAGAAACUAGAUCGAGAACAAAUGCAUAACUAUUUCAUGUCAGUGACUGAAAGGGAGAUCACUCGAGGAAUUCUCAAAGCCAAGAAUGUGAAGGAUCAUUGUUUAGCCUAUGUGAGAGAAAUUGAGAAUAUUAACAUAACCUUGCUGAGAUUUGCUUCUAAAUUCGUUGAUUUUGCUGCACGGAAUGUUGAUGGUGAAGCUCAGAAACUUCUGAAAACUCUACGUGAUGACAAACUUCCCGCAAAAAUGCCAGAUUCAAAUAUUGUAAGGUUCAAGGUCGAAUGGGGAGGAAAGGAGGGCAUAGACAUAGAAACUCAUAAGGAGUAUAUCGAGACCUUUUGUCAGCAUUUCUACUCCAAUGUUCUCCGGCUCGUGGACGAUGCAAUGGCAAAAAAUGAGAAACUGUCUACAAACUCAGUGUACGUUGAGGUUCUACAGCAUCUGAAAGCCUGUUACAACUCGUGCAAGGUGUUCCAGGGUAGGGAGGAUAUAGUUCGGAUGAUACAACAGUAUGUGUUGGGAAAGUCAGACAAACCUCUCAUUCUGUUCGGAGACAGCGGCUGUGGUAAAACCUCACUCAUGGCAAAAGGAGCCAGCCAGGCACGGUCAUGGUUCAGUGAGAAGUCAACCCCGUACCUUGUACUCCGAUUUCUCGGCACCACACCAAACAGCUCAAGUAUAAUUCCUCUGAUAACGAGCCUGUGUCAACAUCUUACGUGGCUGUAUGAAAUACCUGAAGAAUACAUUCCAGAUGAACUGUCACCUUUAGUUCAACAUUUUAAGAAACUGCUAACUUAUGCAACUAAAUCCAAGCCGCUUGUGUUGAUAUUGGAUUCCCUUGACCAGCUGUCAGGCGCGGACGGGGCUCAUCAGUUGGCAUGGUUGCCGACAACGUUACCGCCUAACGUACGUCUGAUAGUUUCUACGUUACCAAACUAUUACGGCAUCUUAGACACUUUACGCAAUAUGAUUGAGAUACCGGAGAACUAUAUCGCGGUACUUCCUCUAGGUGAAAAUCUCAGCGCAUCAAUUUUGAAGUUUUGGCUGAAAAAUGCCAACAGGACGUUAACAGAAGACCAAAUGGGACUUGUAAAUGAAGCGUUCACUAAGUGCAAUUUACCGUUGUAUGUUAAGCUCGUGUUCGAUGAGGUUUGUCGUUGGAAGUCGUACACAGCUCUACAAAACAUUUCACUAGCUUUCACAAUCCAUGACAGCAUUUAUAAACUGUUUGAACGUAUUGAGAUUCAGCACGGGAAAACGCUCGUGUCACAUGCCUUCGGGUACAUAACGGCCGCGAAGAGCGGGUUGUCCGAAGCAGAGCUAGAAGACCUACUUUCAUUAGAUGAGAAAGUGUUGAACGACGUAUACCAGUACCACCUACCUCCAGUAAGGAGAAUACCGCCAUUACUGUGGACGAGAAUACGUAGCGAUCUGCCGUCAUACCUGAGCGAACGUGAAGCAGACGGCGUCAACGUUGUAAACUGGUACCAUCGCCAGUUUAUUGAAGCUGCCAAGGAGAGAUACUUCAAAAAUCUGAAUUACGUCAGUGAGAUUCACUCAAAUAUCGCAGAAUAUUUCCUUGGUAUCUGGGGUGGCGGGAAACCAAAGCCAUUCGAAUACACGGAAGGUCAGAGGAAGAUGUUCCAUCUGGAACAGAAAGGUGGUGAAAGUGAUCGGAAGGUGCCCAGCCAACCUCUUGUUUUCGUGGACGAGAAUGGUAAACAGAUGAGACACAAUCUACGGAAGCUGAAUGAGCUUCCAUACCACCUGGUGCGAUCUCAUAGAUAUGAAGAAUUGUACAGUCAGGUGAUUUUCAACUACAACUGGCUGCACGCCAAACUGAAUUCCAUGCCCCUUCAGUCUGUACUCUCCGACUUUGAAGAUCUCCUUGACCAUGUGUACCAGAAAGAUGUCAAACUCAUUGCGGAUGUUAUUAGGUUAUCUAGCUCCAUUCUGAGUCAUUAUCCUGAUAAUCUCGGACCACAGAUAAUCGGAAGACUUCUGCCUUAUUUCACGAUCAACGAGAACAUCAGAGGUCUGAUUCAGCAAUGUGACACAGAUGGACUGACCCGUUGUGCCUUGGUACCUGUGCACCAUUGUCUGCAUACUCCUGGAGGUCCACUGCAGUUCUCAUUGGAAGGACACCUGUUUGCUCCGUUUGGAAUUGCUGUCACAUCAAACGCAAAGUACCUUAUCUCCGUGUCAAACAAGUUUAUAAUCUUUGACCUUUCAACAGGAGAGGUAUUCCGAACAAUAGCGCCAGGAAUCGAAGGGAUUAUGCAGAGUCUUGUCGUCUCCGAGAACGACAAGUUUGCAGCAGGGUUUACGAACAAUAACCAAGUUGUCGUGUGCAAUAUUCUGACCGGUGAACAUGUAAAAAUCAUGCCGCCGUUAAAAGUGCAAAAGGAAUCUACAGUGAUAGGCACUACAAUGAAUAAUACUCACUUAGUUAUUUGGACUGAGCUUGAAUGGUAUUUGUACACCAUAAGUGGAACAUUCCUAUCGAGACAUACUAUAGAAAUGAGCAUGCCAAUAAUAUCCUCCGAUUUUGGUCCCGAUGGUAGGCUUUACAUUGUCGUAAAAAGUGGUGGACCCAGUGACAAUGACAUGACACUGGAAAUGAGUGAUAAUUCUAUAGAACCAUUCGAGUUCCAUAGUGCCAUAGCAAUAGCAAAAGACAAACAGAUAAUGUACACGUGUAUUGAAAUAAGUGACAAUGCUGUGGCAGUGUAUAAGCGCGAUGGCGAUGCUUGGAGAUAUGAUAGAACUUUAGGUGAUAACUUUGACAUGGUGUUUGCAUUAAACCUGUCGGAAGAUGAAAAUUUCCUCGUGGCAACAAUAGCACUUGGAUACAAACUCUGGAAUCUAAAAACAGACGUGAUGGUUCCUUUGAAGUUGCCACACGGGACGCGGAAUAUACCGACAAAGAACACACUGAAUGGAUUAGUUACCCUGACUAGGAACAACCACUUCGUUGUAGCAGCUGUGAGGAAAAACUUGUACGUGUGGGAUGUGAAACAAGGCAAUAUGGUGAAAGUACUCGAUGCUCACUUUGGUAGGAUUAUCGCCCUUACAGCGGUAACCCAUGGUUGCAAUAAAAUUAUAUCCUCUUCCAUUGACAAAACAAUUAAAGUCUGGAAUUUCGAUAACAUUCUUGAAGACGUUCAUUCCAUAGACAGACUUGAAAAACCAAUAGAGACAAUAGACCUUGCGUCUGAAGUGCCUUUUUGUGUCACUACAAGUAGAAAUUGUGUGGGUGUAUGGAAUCUUGAAAAUGGAAAAUUGCUGAAGACCUUCGGUACUACCGCUUCAACCUCAGUCAUCACUGAGGCUGUCAUCACGGGCGAUGGGAACUAUGUUUGCGCUGCGGAAACGGCAAACAUUGUGAUAUGGGACGUGUCGAAAGAUGCUGCUGUGAAAACACUUCCACAAAGAGAUACACAAAAGCUGAUCAGAAACGAAUUUGACACUCGAAUCAUAGCAAUAGCAAAACUCGGUAGUUCUAAAGGAUGUGUCGCAUGCUACUCGUUGCCAGAGGGAGAGCAAAUCUAUAAAUUCGAGUAUGGGCUAAGAUUGUACAAAAAUGGAGUCGUGACAUGUGAUGGGUCAUUUCUGGCCCUUCCGGCGGUCGACAAGAGUGGUGACGUGAUUGGGGUGUACCAUGCUAAAACAGGAACGCAUUUCUACAACCUGCAACUGAAAUAUGCUACCUACAAACCCUUGAUUAAACUAAUUCCGAUGCCGCAUGAUCCGAAUCAGGUCGCGCUGAUUGACGAGGACAAAGGAAACAUUCUCGAUUUGAAGAAGAAAACCUUGGUUCGAUCUGUUUCUCGUUGGAACGGGCAGGUCACCAAAACUGGCAAAAAUGGACUUUAUGCACCAAGCAGAGGCGGACUAGAGUACCUGGAAUUAAAGCAUGGCAAAACUGUGAAAACUUUGAUCCCAAAGGUCGCAGAAGGUGUAUUUAGCGUCGAUGUUAUGUUCAGUAAAAAUGACCAUCACGUAAUAUACUAUCAUUCCGGUCACCGGACACUGCGAGUGUUCAGACUGACCGACGGUAAGAUGGUCGCAAAAUACAAGGCACAAGCAGAAGUCAAGGUCAUGACCUGCAGUCCAGGCGGAAUGUCUGUGAUCAUAGGCUGUGUAGACGGAAGUCUCACCGUUCUUGCGCUCGCAGACCCAUUUUAUGAGGAGAAUGUAUCUUUCUUACAGGCUAUACCUAGUAGACAAAAGCACCAGAUAGGAAAUGGCCAAGCAAGCGGAGACGAAAAUGGUGACGUCACAUCGCCUAAAAAUAGUAUCGGAACAGCGCUCCAGGUGGCGCGAUUUGUGGCAAAGGCUAGAGGUGCACAGAGAUCGCGUGCAUGCGUUCUAUCGUAACCUGUGUUACAUCCCAAUGUUGUACAUGUAUAUACCUUUUGUAUAUUGUAGAAGUUCCUCUGAGUUGUGAAUCCAAUCACAUGCCACGCCUGGUUGUUACUAUAUUUAGCUUCAAAAAGCUCUAAAUUGUAUCAAAUUAUAUACAGUUUGUUAAAGAACUUAACCGUCGUGAAAUAAUUGUCUGCAUCGCACGUGAAGCAUGUGCCCAGGAACACAUGGAAAUGUACACAUUUUAACGGAUCGCUUAAUCAUUUCAAAUAUAACAAAUAUUUAAACAUAAGGUUAGAUUUGUAACUAAGAAAGAUUACCUGUUUUAGAUGAUAAACUUUCAAUUUGCACACUACGUAAAUUGAUACGUUGUUUUGUCGGAUUUUUGACCUUGUCUUUCAUAUUCGUGCUUCUGAAUCAAAUUAUCUAACGCAAUUUUUUUUCUUCUGUCUUGAACGUUGAACGUUCAAUGUGUCACCUUGCAUGACUGUUGUACAGUUAUCCAAUCUAUAUUGUAAAUAUGUAUAUUUUUAACCAAGAUGUUAUUGUAUCUGUAUUUAUAAAAUCAACGCAUGUUUUGUAAAUAAAAUCUUAGAAGAGGACGAGUAUUAAGUUCCAAAUUAUUGUUGCAUUUUGUGUUUUAAUUGAUAACGGCAUGGCAUAUCAUAAUACUUCUGCACAAAUGUAAGCAUUGUGUAUCAAAAUGACGGACAGUUACAAUGUAAAUUUGUCUUGAGAAAUCGAUAAAGUAUGUUUCAAACAAUAGCAUUUUAGGUUACUCAGUUCGUUUUACUGGUGUCCAGUGUAAUCUUUUCAUAUAUUUUGAGCAAGAUAUUUAGGGGCAAGUAAAAUGCCACUUGGUUCUAGACAUUUUUUUUUUCAUAAUGUAGAAAGGACUGACAUUCGUUAUUGAUGAGAAAUGGAUACUCUAGGCAUAAUAUCGCGGUCUGUAAAAUAUGCAGACACAUUUUACCGUGUCAUUCACGCAGUAAAAUGUGUUACAAAAUAGAAGAAAUUGAAACAUGAUUUAUAUCAGACUAAUAUUUAAACUUGACUUAUAUUGAUUCGCUAUUUUUGAUAUCUUACAGACUCAUAACAGUUAAUUAAUAGGGUCUGAACACUUGGUUUUGCUGUAUCUCUGUGAUUCACGCAGGUAUUAAAGUACAUGUAUUGAUCAAGACCUCAUAUUUUCAUUUUGGUGUAAACGAGAUGUAAAAGCAAAAUUGUUAGUCCUGUUUGGCGCAGUGUUAUUAAGUGUACAGUUCUGGUACGCCAUAAAACCCAAAUCGAAUCAAAACUUGUAGACAUUGCUUCUAUAAUAAAUUUCUGAUGCCGUUAUACAUGAAGAGGUGCCUUUUAAAACCCCAGUGAUAAAACGAAGAGAAAACGCAUGUACGUCAAAUUAUGAUUUCAUUAUCAAGAUUCAAAAGCAGUGUAUUGAAAUAGAAGUAGUAAGAAAACAGUAAAUGUUGUUUUAUGCUUUAUUAUACACAGUUUUGCUUGUGUUUUUUUUUCGCUUCAAAUACGGGUUGCAUGCGUCCUUAUAUAGUUGUUGUUGUACUAUCCACAUGUCGGGAAUGCGUCUCUUUGUUGUAUUUACAAGAAUUUCACCAAGAUGUCCUAUAAAUUUAUAAAUGUCAGUUGUAUUAUUAAUUGUACUUUCAAUUAAAAGAUAUCGUAUGAAUAAAUCGCGCAUGCCAAGAGGUUUAUACAAAAUAACUUUAAGAACUAUUUGCAUAUAAGACGUAGAGCAUGACGCUUAUAACAGACGCUAUAAUCAAAAGUUUUACUGUGUGUACAGAGUUGAGUUUUCACGCAAUUUGACCAACUUUUUAGUUCAUAACGUUUCUGAAUGUACCGCUCUACUAUUCUGCACCAUACGCCCUAAUGUACGUCAUAUAUAUAUAUGAGCCGUGCCAUGAGAAAAGCAACAUAGUGCA
Molecule: messenger RNA, 7829 nt
Organism: Mercenaria mercenaria
Lineage: Eukaryota; Metazoa; Mollusca; Bivalvia; Venerida; Veneridae
Product: NACHT and WD repeat domain-containing protein 2-like
Exons: 10
Coding region: 589-5901 (1770 amino acids)
Molecular function (GO): protein binding
Source: RefSeq, a predicted model, not a curated record